AGGGAGAGCGGGAGUGUCGCGGAGGCGGGCGGCAGGGAGAGGGAGCUCGAGUCCCGGUCAUGUUGCAGCGGCUCCGUCUCCGCACAAAGUUUGCCGGCGGCUUCGCUCCCCGGGUCGUUGGCGCCGCCGAUCCGCGCUGCGUCGCCGCCGCUGCCGCUCGCUGCUGCCGCCCGUGAGCGGGGAUCCCAGCCGGCCGCCCGGAUGAUGAGGAAUUCCCGGGAAGCGGACGGGUUCGAGGGGGAGGCGGCCAGCACGUCCAUGAUGAGCGGAGCGAGCAGCCCGUAUCAGCCGACCACGGAGCCGGUGCUACCCGGCCGCCGGCUGAACCUCAGGUGUGACCCCGACUACCUGCGCUCCACCCUCGGGGCGCUCAAAGUGCUGCAAGUGCUGCUGGCCCUGAUCGCCUUCAUCUGCAUCGAGACCGUGAAGGAGUGUCUGCCGUGUGGGGGUCUCUACCUCUUUGAGUUUGUCAGCUGCACGGCCUUCGUGGUGACUGGGGUCCUGCUGCUGAUGUUCACCCUCAACCUGCAUACCAAAGUGCCACAGAUCAACUGGAACCUGACGGAUUUGAUCAACACCAUCGUCAGUACCCUGCUCUUCUUCAUCGCCUCCAUCGUCCUGGCAGCCAUGAACCACAAGAGGAAAGGGGAGAUCGCAGCUGUGCUGCACAGGCUACCCAAUGCUUUGAACAGGAAAUUUUUUACGCAGCCAGAAGGAAAUUUCAGCUGCGCAGCAACAGAGGCUACGUGCAUGGGAACAGUAGAGGGAACAGCGUCCGUAGUCCUCCCACCCUUUGUGCCUAUCCAAACUUCUCUUCAAUGCCGAAAUCAACCUGCAUCCAGUGCUUAUGCUGUCAGCUCGUUCCACACUCUCACCACCCUCAGAGAAGAAGUUCCCCUCAGGUUCCCCUUAAAUAUUUUACCUUUCACCUUUAGCCUAUCACCUAGUCUCACCCAGCCUCAGUGGAAACAGCCUACUGGCAUUUACCCUAUGCACACUCCUCCAACCUGUGUACACUUCUGUCAAACCUCCCCUCAUUCUCCUACACUCUGGCAAAUAAAGUCCUAACCUGUUCAGCCUUGCCCUGUAACUUGGGUCCUUAAGCUGUGGUAGCAUCCUUGUAAAUUUUCUCUGUACUCUUUCAAUCUUAUUGAUUUUCUUAGGCAGGUGACCAGAACUGCGCUUCAUUCGGAGUAAAUGAAGCCAAACCAAUGCCUUGUACAACACAACGUCCCAAGUCCUGCACUCAGUGCUCUGAUUUAAUGUGACACAUCCCCUACUCUCCUGAUUGCUGAUGGAGUGGGAGAACGGGGACGAGGAGUUGGAGAGAACGUCAUAGCAAGGUUCCGUUCCCUUCCCACCACCACGUCUGGAAUAAAAUCACCUCACCCACCCACCACCUCCUUCCACGGGAAACGUCCGCUUGUGUUGAUUAUAAACCAAAUAGCUCCUUGUCGAAGGAAGAAUGGAACUGUUUUAAUUUUGUGCAUUGUCUGUGCACAAUAGAAGCUGCUGGAAAUGUCACCUGAAGUGCCUAUUAGACCAUAGACCAUAAGACAUAGGAGCAGAAUUCGGCCAUUUGGCCCAUUGAGUCUGUUCUGCCAUUUUAUAUCUCUCAACCCCAGUCUCCUGCCUUCUCCCCAUAAUCUUUGAUGCCCUGACUAAUCAAGAACUCACCAAUCUCCGCUUUAAAUAUUCUCAAUGACUUGGCCUCCACAGCCGUCUGUGGCAAUGAAUUCCACAAAUUCACCACCCUCUGGCUAAAGAGAUUCCUCCUCAUCUCUGUUCUAAACGGAUGUCCCUCUAUUCUGAGGUUGUGCCCUCUGGUCCUGGUCUCUGCCACUAUAAGAAACAUCCUCUCCAUACCUAUUCUACCUCGGCAUUUGCAGAUUACAAUGAGCUUGGGCAGUGUAGUCUCAUGUUUCCAUAAAUUAGAUGCCAUUAACUAUGACAAACCCUCUGGGCCACAUACUAAGGUUCAAACUAGCCACAGUUCCAGAUACUGUGAUGCGGGUCAAAGUGCAGGAAACUAUGUACAGGAAGUACUGUUUUGAAGUUGGUGGACCAGACUUGUCCCCACGCCUUCCCCUGGCAGAGACAUCUGCUGCCAUGACAGGGGCACUGUAGGUGGGUGAUUCUACCCCACUCUGAGGCCAGAGGUUCAAUCCAGAAUCAGGAUCAGGUUUAAUUACCAUUCAGACUAUACAUAGACACAGCUGAACACUACAGCAUUCCUCUCGGACCAAGGCGCACAACAUUGAAAAGUAGCAAUCAUUCUAAAAUAGUGAAUAACAUAAUUGAAGAUAUUGAGCAAAGUAUAUUCACUCGAGGGAACAAAAACACAUUGACAUAGUCUAAAACCCUGAGCGACAAUGUCCAGCGAUCGACAAUACAGUCGCCCGGCAGUGUACAUACGCACACAAUCCAGCACGUCACUACACCGGGAGGGUAGCACUGAUGGGAGAGGCCAGGCCCUAGCUGAACUUGAACACCACGCUGUAAAGCUUCUGCAUCUCUCGCCUGGUCUGCAGCAGCAGGCAAGCCCGAGGCUUGAGGCCUAGUUCUUGCUACAACCGAGGCUACACGCCUCCCAUGUCAACUGUCCCUCCACCAGAGAAGGGUAACAAACCUGCGGCACUGCCCAACAGAGUCUUGCGAUCGCUGGUGAGAUGUCCGAGACACUCUCCCACGGUUAUACUGCACCAACUUCGAUGCUUCAGACUAGUGGGCAGCAACACAGACUGUAGCCAGGUCAUCACCCUGGUAGCCAAACCGGUUCCUCUGAUAGCCCAACGGGCUCCUUCAACACCUUGGCUGGCUGUCUCUCCGAUAUGCCAACUUCGACAUCAGUCCAGCUACCCCGAUCAAUGGGCGGGCUCACUGAUGGAGUAGCCCUGCAGUACCCAACGUUCUUGGAGUAGAAUUGUAUUUCGAUCGUAAAAGAACUAAUUGUACAAAGAGAAAAAGCACCUUCGGUUGACCCGAGAGACCACCACAUUCGCACACGUUUACCGGAAGUUUCCAAGUACUGGUCACUGGCAUAUGUCAUGAAAUUUGUUAUGUGGCAGCAGAGUAUUUCAAUACGUAAUAAAAACUAUACAAUAUAUAUAAAAUAAAUAUAGUGCAAAAAAGGCAGAAAAAUAAUGAAAUGGUGUUCAUGGGUUCAUUGUCCUUUCAGAAAUCUGGUGGCUGAGGGCAAGAACCUAUUUCUGAAUCAUUGAGUGUGUCUUCAGGUUCCCCAACCUCCUUGGUGGUAGUAAUGAGAAGAGUGUGUGUUCCUGCUGGUGAGGUUCCUUAAAGACGGAUGCUGCCUUUGUGAGUUUGUCUACUGCUGAGGUUGCUGGAGGAAUUAUCAUAGGACUGUGGACUGUAACACAUCCUCUUUGCUCCUACAUUCUUGAUAGAGUUAUAGAACACUACAGCACCAAAACAAACCCUUUGGCCCAUCUAGUCUGUGCCAAAUUAUUAACCUAGUCUCAUUGACCUAAAUCUGGACCAUAACCCUCCAUACACCUCCCUUCCAUAUACCUAUCCAAAUUUCUCUUAGACAUGUCUGCAUCCACCACUUCAGCUGCCAAUUUGUUCCACACUCUCACCACUCUCUCUGAAGUUCCCUCUCAUGUUCCCCUUAAACAUUUAGCCAAUUAAAAAGUCAAUUCUCCCCAGAAGGAAGUUUUCCACAUUCUCCUUGAGUGACCUUCCACAUUGCAGUGAACAGAUCGGGAAUGACUCUCUGCUCUCCUGACCUUGGGACGGUGUUUCAGAAUGGAGGGGCUAAGGGCAAGGAUGCUGGAGACUCCAAACGUUAAAGCACAUCAACCACGUUGAGCUGUCAGUCUGGGUUUAACUGAAGGUGAGAAUUUCCUUGUUCUGUGUUGUGGUUUUUGUAACUCAUUGUCUCUAUUUUCCUCAGACUUCAGCUGUUCUUUCUCUCCACCAUCAGAGCAGUAUUUUUGUAGUUUAGAUUUUACCAGGAUUUCUGGAGCCACUUGUACAGAUUCUCUGUGUGGUGACAUUAUCAAAUAAACUGAUUUUCAC
Molecule: messenger RNA, 4038 nt
Organism: Mobula hypostoma (lesser devil ray)
Lineage: Eukaryota; Metazoa; Chordata; Chondrichthyes; Myliobatiformes; Myliobatidae
Gene: cmtm4
Product: CKLF-like MARVEL transmembrane domain containing 4
Exons: 4
Coding region: 202-1068 (288 amino acids)
Cellular component (GO): membrane
Source: RefSeq, a predicted model, not a curated record